Molecule: messenger RNA, 1836 nt
Organism: Fonsecaea nubica
Lineage: Eukaryota; Fungi; Ascomycota; Eurotiomycetes; Chaetothyriales; Herpotrichiellaceae
Exons: 2
Coding region: 1-1836 (611 amino acids)
Biological process (GO): peptidyl-L-cysteine S-palmitoylation; protein targeting to membrane
Cellular component (GO): endoplasmic reticulum palmitoyltransferase complex; extrinsic component of endoplasmic reticulum membrane
Source: RefSeq, a predicted model, not a curated record
AUGCCUCCCGCAACGACUCCCACGCCCUCAGGUGCUACCGGGACACUGCUGUCGACAGGUAGUGCAAGCACUUCGAUGGGCUCGACCCAGGAGCCCUCGGCCAGUUCUGGCACUUCCACAGGCCUCAAGCGCCCACCAACCGCAGGCAGCAUCAGCACCGGAACUCCCCCUACCAGAAACACGUCCGACACGCCCGACACGACCGACCCUCACCCCUUUCCACUGCCCAUCCACGCCUGCACCCAAGUCGCUGCAACUGCUGCUGCUGCUGCUGCACCAUCCACCAUCAAUACCGACACCACGGAGCCUGCAUCCUUGGACCACGGCCAUUUAUCACCGCGGGCGCUUGAAAAACAACCUGUCAGAGAUGCAGAUGGACUGACCGCAGAGAUUCAUCAUUCCCAUGCUCCAUUUUCAGACCCGCGAUCUUUGACCUCAUCCUCCACCCAGCCUGCACCUCCUGCCGACUACCUCCUAUACCAACAGAAGCCGCUUCCCCUUCCGCCUGCACCUUCACAAGCUCCUAGUCCAUACAGAAGAUCCUUCCUCGAAGUAUUACUGCCGCGACAAGGCCAAAAAAGAACCAUUCCGGCCGACGAGCGCUCUGCCACUUCUCGUGUCCUCAAUCCCAUCAACUACGUCCCUCGUCCUACUCCAGUGCGAGUCCAGCCUCAACGACCCCAGCUUUCCACCGACGUGGGUGCCGGUGUUCGCGGCACCGGCGACGUCCACACUCUCCUCAGCCUUCCCGAACAACGUCGCUCACGUCAACACUCUCCCACAGACCCCAUCGUCGAGCACAGUCCUCAUCUGACUCCAACCGGCGACAGAACUAGUAUCGGUCUGCCUUCUAAUCAACAGCGUGGUAGCACUUUCUUUCCCGACCCUCCUUCACAAGGUACCGCCGGACUGAUGGUGGACCUGGAAAAACAAGAUCCCAGUGGCCUCAAACCGCCUGAACGGGCACACACCGUACCUGUUUCCAAAUUCAAUGGAGACAAUGGGACUGCGACGCAGCAAGCACCCUCUGUGUUGGGACAGAGCUAUGGUGUCAAUCCUCUCGACCAGCCCUUACAGCCUCCACGGCGCAUCACCUCCCACAAGUCAUUGAAACGAGCACAAUCCGCUGCCUCAAUACACUCAUCUGCAUUUGGCGGGAGAGCCUACACAGAUAGCGGCCAUCCUCCAAAUACGGCAUCUCUAGAAGAUGUUGAAAGAGGUAUACCGAACGGAGAUGAAGACAGCGACGUGGCCGAGGAGCUCGCUUGGGGUCCUUCCCACCCUUGUUUCCCGCAUCUCAAUCCACACGUUCCAGUUCACUCACCCGAGUACACCGCCACACGCAUAAUCCGUAUCCGUCGCGACUGGAUGGUGGUGGGCGACCUCGCUCCUACAUUCUCGAAUAUAUAUCCCGAAAUCCUCGACCCUCUAAUGCAAGAACAAGAAUUCCGAUAUGUAAUAGAACACAUCAAUCAAACUCUCUGUCAAGCGUACGACCCUCUCUCUGCAUGGAACUGGUUUGACGGCAUCAUGGGUGUAUUAACAGGGUGGCUCUGGGAAGAUUUUCGACCCUGGGGAAUAAAAGGCGCUUUGAAGGGGUUGGAAGAGUGGUUGGAGGAUUGGAAUCACACUGUCGGCGCGCGAGAUGGUGUGAAGAUUAUCCCGCUGAGGAGGACCGGGUACAUGAAUCUAGACAUCCAGAUUCCCGAUCCCCAGGUGAGAGUCGUCGCGGAGGAUGGGGAAAGUCAAGGUCCUCGACCCGAUACACAGGGGACUGGGCCUGCGAUUGUACCGGCGCAGAGCGCAAAUAUUGGUGCAACGAGCAAGACCCAUUGA